Molecule: messenger RNA, 1380 nt
Organism: Mytilus trossulus (common blue mussel)
Lineage: Eukaryota; Metazoa; Mollusca; Bivalvia; Mytilida; Mytilidae
Exons: 6
Coding region: 131-1159 (342 amino acids)
Biological process (GO): negative regulation of translation; negative regulation of ribosome biogenesis
Cellular component (GO): mitochondrion
Molecular function (GO): ribosomal large subunit binding
Source: RefSeq, a predicted model, not a curated record
UUUAACUGAUUACGCUCCCCUAGACAAUAACAUACCCUACAUAAACUUUCUUCACGAGGUUUCUGAUUUCACUGCUUCUGGAUUUUCAUGAUUUCAUGAAACUUUUCAUGUAAACAAAUGGUAAAGAAGAAUGGAUAAAGUGCUGAUUUCAUCUUGUAACAGCUACUGUAGAUACAUGUAUUUCAGGAAACUAUUUAAGCCUUUGAGACAGAAUAAAUACUUCCUGUCUUCCUUGACAUGUCAGAGAAAUAUUUACAGUUCUUCCCAGUCGUGUAAAAAUAGUUCGCUAAAUGGAGAAUGGACCUCAAAACUGUUAAAUUGUCGUAGAAGAAACAAUUCAUUUUCUGUUCAAAUGUGCAAUUUUCAUGGGAGCAAUCACUACAGUUCAAGAAGGAAAAUGGAUAAAACAUCAUCAAGUGAGGAUGAAAGAGUUCUUGAAAACUGGAAUUGGAACAUUAACUCUGAUCCUGGUCUUGGGACUUUAUAUGAUGAAAUGAAAAAAGAGUUGUCAACUAUUGAUUCUAAAACUGAGAAGGAGUCACAAGAAAAAGAUUACAGUAUUUCAGUAACUCUGACAGACGAGAGGAUAGAAGAAUUGACCAAGUCUUUUAAUCAGACCAGUAUAGCGGCUGUAGAAGUGGAAGAUUUAUCUCUAGAGGAAGUGGACGAUGUCCAGCCAGAGUGGGUUCCUCCUGUUGAAUUGAAAAGAGGAAGACAGGGUGUGUUUGAUUUAGAGGAGAUUGUAACAGUGCUGAGGGCAGGGAAUGCACGAGACAUUUGUGUGAUUAAGAUGCCUGACACCCUACAAUUAUCAGAUUAUAUGGUGAUAGCCACGGGAAUAUCAUUUAGACAUUGUCGGUCAAUGACUAAAGAUAUACAAUUCAUUCACAAGAGGAAAAAAUCUAAUAAAGAUUCUAUUUUGAAAGUUGAAGGUCUUGAUUCAGAAAACUGGUUGGCUUUUGAUUUAGGUAACAUAAUUCUGCAUCUAUUUACCCCAGAGACGAGAGAAUUGUAUGAUUUAGAGAGUUUAUGGACGGUGGGAGAGAAAUAUGAUGACAAAUGUCAGGAGAUAGAAGAUGAAUUUGGUCUACAACAAACUGACCUUGAUUGGCUCAAGCAACUGGACGUAGAAAUGACACAUGACAGAAAAACUUUUUAAUACAACAUACAGACCAGGAUUGGCUCAAGCAACUGGACGUAGAAAUGACACAUGACAGACAAACUUCUUAAUACAACAUACAGACCAGGAUUGGCUCUGGACUCAGAUCUAGGUGACACUAGACAAAAAACUUCUUAAUCAUGUUAAUCUACCAAACAGACUUGGAUUUGCAAAAUUUUAUAUCCUCAAGAAAAUCUUAAUAUAAAUUUGAAAAAACUGAG